This is a messenger RNA of Staurois parvus, 276 nucleotides long. NCBI's taxonomy places the organism in Eukaryota, Metazoa, Chordata, Amphibia, Anura, Ranidae. The record is from the annotation of a GenBank genome assembly.
AUGGGGCCCCCGGGCAAUAGGGGAUCAUGGGGCCCCUGUGUCCUUGCCCAAACUCAAAAAAGCCUAUGAAAAAGGUACCAGGGGCAUCUCAUGGGGCCCCCUACUGACCCCAGGCCCUCAGGCAUUGCUCGAGUUUCCAAAUGGUCAGUCCGCCCCUGGUACAUACUAUCUGAUACAUCCAUAAGUUUUGCAUUGUAUCAGAUUAUCAUUAUUUUGUAAAUGGUACUGGUUGGAAUUGCUAAUUUUCAAAUCCUCUUCCUGUGUCUGCUGCUUUAU